AUGUCGACAGAAUUCGAUUUUCAAUGCAAAGAAGGGGAAUAUGGUGUAACAGAGAAACAAGUGUCCGCGUUUCGAGAGACAGGAUGUCUUAUUCAAAGGGGAUUGUUUGGACAAAAAGAAAUCCAAAAGAUAGAGCAGAUGCUACAAGAGAGCGAUCUCAUAGAGGAAAACAGCUAUGGGAUCCCAGACCACACGGGCAAAAUGCCCAGAAUGGUAUUGUGGUUACAUCCGGGCUCUGACGUCACAGGAAUGAUGGCCAGAUGCAAGAAAGUUGUCUCCACUGCUGAGGAACUUCUUGGCGGGGAGGUCUACCAUUACCACACCAAACUGAUCAUGAAGGAUCCCUUCGUUGGUGGUGGUUUUGAAUGGCACCAAGAUUAUGGAUACUGGUAUUUCAAUGGACUGUUGUACCCAGAUGCCGUCAGUGUGAUGGUAUCCUUAGAUAAGUGCACUAAAGAAAAUGGCUGUGUUCAGGUUUUACCUGGAUCUCAUAAAGUGGGACGGAUAGAUCAUAUUCCUGUGGCCGGACAAACUGCUGCAGAUCCUGACAGAGUAGAACAUCUCAGGAAGAAAUUCCCACUUGAAUACAUAGAACUAGAGCCUGGAGACGCGUUCUUCAUGCACAGUAACGUUCUACACAAGAGCGAUCACAACAACAGUCCAAGCAGACGAUGGCUAUUUAUCAUGGCCUACAACAGAUCCACCAACAAUCCACUGGAGAACUUGACUGGUCCAUUUCCAAGAUACACUCCUUUAUCUAAGGUUCCUAAUUCUGCUAUACUGGAUUGCCAAAACCUAUCGGAUUUUUCUGGAAAAGACUUUCUUGACCCCACAAAGGACAAAAACGUGAAAGCAGAUAAAAAUAAUAAACUGUUCUGAAUGCACAAUGCCACUAUAUCCCGGGCUUCAGGGCAAAUUGCCAAGACCUCAAACAUACGAACUUUUACACAGACAAAUAAAUUGUUUUGACAAUAACUGCUCACCUGUCUUGAUAGGUAAAAAUUGUCAGUAUGUUGUUAUCGCAAUGACAGAGACAAGAAUUAAAAUGUUACAAAAAAGUUGCCAUAUAUAUUUCAUACUGCUGAAAUCUUAUAUACUAGACAAAAUUUAAAGAAAAUGUAAUAUUUAAUGUUUACUCAGGGGUUUAACUGACAGAAACAAAAUGCUAUGAAGGACAAUAUGUUAAAACAAAAAUUGUUCUAAAUGGAUAAAAUAACCAUGCUAUAACUCAAUAUCAAUUUAGAAAAUCAGUAUUUUAUUAUUUGAAGAAA
Molecule: messenger RNA, 1271 nt
Organism: Saccostrea echinata
Lineage: Eukaryota; Metazoa; Mollusca; Bivalvia; Ostreida; Ostreidae
Product: L-proline trans-4-hydroxylase-like
Exons: 9
Coding region: 1-879 (292 amino acids)
Source: RefSeq, a predicted model, not a curated record